Molecule: messenger RNA, 1436 nt
Organism: Fundulus heteroclitus (mummichog)
Lineage: Eukaryota; Metazoa; Chordata; Actinopteri; Cyprinodontiformes; Fundulidae
Gene: dhrs12
Product: dehydrogenase/reductase (SDR family) member 12
Exons: 10
Coding region: 144-1100 (318 amino acids)
Source: RefSeq, a predicted model, not a curated record
UUCCGGUUGUAAGACACGUGACCCCCCCAGCCGACCCACGUUCCAGUCAUUCUUACGAAACAAAACAGCUAAAUACGCCCUCUGAUGGACAACUCCCGUCAUUCUACAGUGUCAAGACAAGCAACAGCUACCUGUGUGGGAACAUGUCUAUUUACAGGAAUACCGUUUGGUUUGUGAAAGGACUGCAGGAGUAUACGAAAGGCGGGUAUGAAGCUGCAGCGAAGCGUUUCGCCCCGGCCGACCUGGAUGUAAACCUGAGCGGCAGGUCCUUUAUGGUCACAGGGGCCAACAGCGGGAUAGGGAAAGCUGCAGCGCAGGAAAUUGCCAAACGAGGAGGAACUGUUCACCUGAUUUGUCGAAACAAGGGACGAGCAGAGACGGCCAAAGACGAGAUUGUCGCGCAGAGCAAAAAUGAGAACGUUCACAUCCACAUCGUGGACAUGUCCAACGCACGGCAGGUCUGGGAGUUUGCGCAGAACUUCUCUGCGAACAAUCAGCUCCACGUGCUGGUCAACAACGCAGGCUGCAUGGUCAACCAGAGGGAGCUAACAGAGGAGGGCGUGGAGAAGAACUUCGCCACAAACACGCUCGGUACCUACAUCCUCACCACUGCGCUGAUACCUGCACUGAAGAAGGAGGACGACCCGAGAGUGAUCACCGUGUCAUCAGGCGGUAUGCUCACUCAGAAGCUCAACGUGGACGACCUGCAGUUUGAGAAGGGCACCUUUGACGGCACCAUGGCUUACGCUCAGAACAAGAGGCAGCAGGUGGUCCUCACCGAGAGGUGGGCCGCGCAGCACAAAGAGAUCCACUUCUCCUCCAUGCACCCCGGCUGGGCCGACACGCCGGCUGUGCAGUCGUCCAUGCCUUCGUUCCACGCCAAGAUGCAGUCCAAGCUGAGGACGGAGGCCAUGGGGGCGGACACCGUGGUGUGGCUCGCCGUGUCCGCCGCCGCCACCAAGCAACCGAGCGGGCUGUUCUUUCAGGAUCGCAAGCCGGUGGCGACCCACCUGCCCCUGGCCUCCUCCCGCUCGUCUCCGCAGGAGGAGGAGAAGCUUCUGUCCACGCUGGAGGAGUUCGCCCAGAAGUUCAAACCUUAAUGUCCGGAAAGUGCCUGCUAUUUAAGACAGAAGCACUCCGAUGACACUAAAUAGCUGUUUACAAAAAUCAUGCUUUUGAACAUGUUUGACUGAAACAACAGAGUCAAGUUUUUUAACACAUUGUUUGAAGUUUAAAUAAAUGCGUUUUUGGAAGAAUGAACUUUUUCAUCGUUUUAAAAUGCUUUUCCUUUACAAGAUGUUAGGAUAUAAUAAACGGAUAUGGUUGAUAUGCUGUGUCACACGUUAACUUAAUCAAGCUAAUGAAAUAUAUACUUUGCAUUGUUUAUAAUGUGUUUAUUAACUGAUUACUUGAUUUAAUUAAACAGAUUCAUUUUA